AGUCACAAGUGUACUGUGAAAGGAAAUAUUUGUACGAUAAAGACAAUGUUUUUAAAGGUUGUUUUAUUCGCCACCGCGCUUGUUGCGGUCACCGCGCGGCCACAAGAAGGUCACGACCACCACCAUGGUCACAGCCACGCUGUAUCGUCACAGAACAUAGUGCUGCACCACUCUCACAAACACGAACCUGUACAUCACGAGGAACACCACAAGAAAGUCCAAGAGGAGCAUCAUAAGAAACACGAGGACCACCACCAUGAGAAACACCAUGGCCACGCCUCCUCCUCACAGAGCAUCAAGCAACACCACGGAAAAGCAACUGAAAAACACGUCGAAUACUAUUCUCACCCUAAGUACGAGUUCGCGUACAAAGUGGAGGAUCCUCACACUGGUGACAAGAAAUCCCAGCAUGAGUUUCGUGAUGGUGACGUCGUGAAGGGCGUGUACAGUUUGCACGAGCCCGACGGUACUGUCAGGAUUGUGGAGUACCACGCUGACAAGAAGACUGGAUUCAACGCCAACGUGAAGCAUGAGGGUCACGCCAAACACAUUGUUCCCGAACACCACUACCACCACUGAUUCUGUGAUAUCGUUUAUUAAGACUUGUUAAAGUUGUUAUCUGUUACAUUUGUUAAA
Spodoptera litura is the source of this 636-nucleotide messenger RNA. RefSeq lists its product as uncharacterized. Gene Ontology annotation, cellular component: extracellular matrix. The record is from RefSeq and is a predicted model, not a curated record. NCBI's taxonomy places the organism in Eukaryota, Metazoa, Arthropoda, Insecta, Lepidoptera, Noctuidae.